Molecule: messenger RNA, 3926 nt
Organism: Leptonychotes weddellii (Weddell seal)
Lineage: Eukaryota; Metazoa; Chordata; Mammalia; Carnivora; Phocidae
Gene: TMEM64
Product: transmembrane protein 64
Biological process (GO): positive regulation of bone resorption; positive regulation of osteoclast differentiation; regulation of cytosolic calcium ion concentration
Cellular component (GO): endoplasmic reticulum
Source: RefSeq, a predicted model, not a curated record
AUGGUUGUGACAUUUACAGAACUUGAACUUGAGCUCUGGCAGAUCCCCAAACUCUGUGAUAAGUCUGCAGAUCACCCUGUCAAGGCAUCUGGAUUUCUCAUUGUGUUUGAUGAUACAGUGUGCAUGCUGAUGCAGGCUGCAAAGCACCAUAUGGAGAAAUCACCUGAAGUCAUUAUCCCUACAAUGAGGUCCUCUUGGCACCUCAAACAUGAAUCGGUGAUUGCAGAUUAUAUCAACUGGGAGCCAAAUCUCAAGGCUGUAUCUUCUCACACCAUCUGGUGCUCUUCCGGCAAAUACUCCUCUGCCUGUCUGAACAAUGACUGUGCAGAGCUACCACCAGCCGAAGAUCGCCAGAAGAGAACCACCUGUUGGUGCCGGAGCCUCGUGCUGGUGUGCGUGCUGGCCGCGCUGUGCUUCGCUUCCCUGGCCCUGGUCCGCCGCUACCUGCAGCACCUCCUGCUCUGGGUGGAGAGCCUCGACUCGCUGCUGGGGGUCUUGCUGUUCGUCGUGGGCUUCAUCGUGGUUUCGUUCCCCUGCGGCUGGGGCUAUAUCGUGCUCAACGUGGCCGCCGGUUACCUGUACGGCUUCGUGCUGGGCAUGGGACUGAUGGUGGUGGGCGUCCUCAUCGGCACCUUCAUCGCGCAUGUGGUCUGCAAGCGGCUGCUCACUACCUGGGUGGCCGCCAGGAUCCAGAGCAGCGAGAAGCUGAGCGCCGUUAUUCGCGUCGUGGAGGGAGGAAGCGGCCUGAAAGUGGUGGCGCUGGCCAGACUGACCCCCAUACCUUUUGGGCUUCAGAAUGCAGUGUUCUCGAUUACUGAUCUCUCCUUACCCAACUAUCUGAUGGCAUCUUCGGUUGGACUGCUUCCUACCCAGCUUCUGAAUUCUUACUUGGGUACCACCCUGCGGACAAUGGAAGAUGUCAUUGCAGAACAGAGUGUUAGUGGAUAUUUUGUUUUUUGUUUACAGAUUAUUAUAAGUAUAGGCCUCAUGUUUUAUGUAGUUCAUCGAGCUCAAGUGGAAUUGAAUGCAGCUAUUGUAGCUUGUGAAAUGGAACUGAAAACCUCUCUGGUUAAAGGCAAUCAACCAAAUACCAGUGGCUCUUCAUUCUACAACAAGAGGACCCUCACAUUUUCUGGAGGUGGAAUCAAUAUUGUGUGACUCUAAUGAAAUGUGUGAUUGUCAAGAGCUAGUGUGCUGUCCAAGGUCUAGUGGUCACCUUACCAGCGGGCAGAGACAAGUUCUAAUUGUAUUAUGGCACAAACAAAACUGACUAGUUUUUAAAUUGCACAGUUUUUUUAAAGGAAGAAUCAUUUUUUGGAUAUGUAAUUGUAAAUGUAGAUGCAAAUUUGGGCUGCACCUCUUUAUCAUUUAUUACGCCCACAGUGGCCCAUAGGUCUGCACUUUAGUGUUUUUUAAUUGUUUUCUUUCUGGGUACUUAAGAACAGAGAAAUAACCCAAAUAUUUUUCUGCUUAGUGUCUUUAUUUAUAAAGUCCAUGAAUAGUUGUAAGCAUCUUCCCUACUUAUAAUGAUGAGUAAAAGUAAGUAAUUUUAAAUGUAUGAUAUUAUUUAGAUGUUCUGUGUCCUUUUCAGAAAAGAUAGUUUUUUUUUGUUUUGUUUUUUGUUUUAAGUGGGACCACUUUGCUUCCCUUUUCCUUACUAGUUAGAAAAUAGACAUUAACUUUUGGUUGAAUGUAUUUUUGCAAGCAUCAUUGCAGGACCAUUUACACCUUUUCACACAAGCUUAAAUCCUACAUUGUGGGACUGAAGUGCUCUUAAGAUACCUUUUUAUUUUCACUGUGGAAUAUGCAAAGCAAAAGGGAAAUUAUUUAAUGGGCGGUGGCUCAAAUUAGAACCCAUGUUCUAAUUCCAUUACAUUGGCUUUACUCUCGUUAGAUCUUUCAUCAAAGGGCUGUCCCGUUGCAGUCUUACUAAAAAGUUUUAGUAAAAUAAACUUCCUUUUCUUUUUAUAUUCCUCAUUAGGCUUUGAGAUAAAGAUCUAUUCCUUUAAAAUGAUGGACUUAACCAUCAUUGACGAUGUCACUCAGGUGGCCUUGUUUCAUCAAAUAGCCUUUAAAAAAAAAACAAGCUUUAAAAUCAUGUUUAUAAGUCCACUGAAUUGCAUAUAUAUGUCCCCAUAGUCUUCAGCUUUAAAACUAUAAAUAUAAUGUUAACUUAAUGCCCGAAUUUGUAUUAUUUGCCCUACUAUAAAGUAGGUUUAUUUUGUUUGUUUUUUGGUACUUGUUUUUCUCUGAUAAGACUCAGGAAUUCUGAAAUGUGAAAUUAAGUCUCAAUUCUUUCUCUUGUAGCAUGAAUUGAGUGUAUUUAUUAAUAGCACUUAGGGAUAUAUCAUACAAUAAUUUGGCAUAUGAUUCAUAUGACGUAUGUAUUACCCAUCUAUCACCUUAUGUUUUUAAAAUGGUUUAAUUGUGAACUUGAUGACUAGUUUUUUUACAACCCAGAUUAUAAAUAUGAAUGCAAAUUUUCUGGUUGGUAUCUCUUUUUUGGCUAUGAAUAUUCCACCUUAUCAGAGACCUCCCAUUUGCCUUUUCAUUAGGGUAAAACCUUUGCCCUGAUUUACUAAAGUGCAAAAGAAUUCUUUGGGAGCACAUUUUUCUAGUCUGAUGCUAUAGACACAUUGCAUUUGAUUUUAAUUCAUAAGUUUUUUUCCCCUAUUGCAGUUACAAUUGAUUUCCUUUCCUUCAUCAUGUUUAAGUUUUCUCACCUUUGGGUAACAGAGAAGUUCAUUUAUUGAUUUCCAUACCAAGACCUCAGUGCAAAUGAUCCAAGAGGCACCUGGGUCUACAGUACUUAAUUGGCCUCCAAAUCCUUCUUUCUUUCACUGGUAGAAAAAAAUAUAUAGUCCUAGAAUAUUCGUAUUCUUUUUUUUAAUCCUAAUUACUUGUUUUUAUUUUUUAAAAUAAUUUUAGUUUAAUAAUCCCGAUGAACAAUAUGCUUGAUUUAUUCUUUUCUGUCUAACUUGACAAUAUUUUUCUUGUGCUUCGUGUUUGUUGGUAAGUUUUUGUUAAAGGAAUCAUUUAAGAUCACUACUCUCAGACUUAUGUUACACUUCAUGUAUUUUGAAGUGCAUUUAUUUACUUAGCAUUUUGUAACUUGAAUAAUUUCACCAAAUGAAUACCUUUUAGUAGUUUGUAAUGAGUUCUUCCAGUUGUUGCAUUUUGCUUCAUACUUAAAAUAAGUAUGUAAAGGUAGAAGAGAAAUAAUUUUUCUGUAUUCUGCCAAUCAUAAUUUUAUAUAAUAAAAUCAUCCAUUUUCUACUUAAAAUAGUAUGGAUUUACUAUUUCUAAAAUACUAAUCUAAAGCUGCAAUUUUCCUUUGCUGCUUUAUUUUUGGCCUCCCAAGUAAACAACAAUCCAUUAUAUUUAUGCUGUUUGAUAGCUGAAUUUGGUUACUGGGUUUUAGAUGUGCUCUCUAUAAAUUGUAUGAAGCAUUGCCAUGCCUUAUUCACUCCAUCUUUAACCCUGCAUCCCAGAUUUAUGGCAGCAACAAAUUUAACAGGAUCCUUGUACGUUGCCCAAAUGAUGCCUCCAGUUCUAGAGUGUGUAUUUGUAAAAGAAAAUGUUUUGAUUUUUCAAACUGCAGUAUAAAGUUGCUUUAUGAACAUUUUAAAAAGUAUACAACAUACCUAAUUUCUCAAUCUCAUUGAAAGAUAUGUUCUAUUUUUAAUUCUUUGGGCCUUUCCCUUAGUUUUCCAUAGUUUUUUGGUUUAUUGUUAAUGAUUUGUUUACUCUUUGCCAAAUUUUGUCAUGUAAAGUAUCUUUAAACAGCACAUCUUUUUAAAAACAUGUACAUAAUAAUUUACUAAGUGCUUUCAUGUCCAUUUUCAUUUGAUCAUCUGAUUUGUGAAAUAACUUGAAAUCUGUACUCUUUGGUUUAUGAAGAUAAUAGAACCAAAUCUCUGUCAUUA